Striga asiatica is the source of this 1167-nucleotide messenger RNA. The record is from the annotation of a GenBank genome assembly. NCBI's taxonomy places the organism in Eukaryota, Viridiplantae, Streptophyta, Magnoliopsida, Lamiales, Orobanchaceae.
AGCAAGAUGAGGAAGACAGACGGAACAAACGACAAGAUGGAGAUUGUGUGGCAAACCCCCUCAAUUCAUCCUCAACGCCGCGACUACAUUUUCCGAGACGGCAUAAGAUACGUACGGCCCUACUAUUUUGAGUUCGUUUCACAUGCUAAGAACAGGUGGGCAGGGAAGACGAUUGUUGAUUUGUUUGCCGAUGAAUUUAAAGGGCGUGACCGCCAUUAUUAUGUGUCUGCAGUGAAGGCUGGACGUAUACAAGUUGAUGGACAUAUUGUACCCGUAUCAUAUGUAGUUCAGUCAUCACAAAAGAUAAGCCAUUUUUUGCACAGGCACGAACCCCCAGUUAUGGCGAACAAUAUUCAGAUUCUCCAUAGUGAGCCGGAUGUCUUAACUGUCUGUAAACCUGCAUCAGUUCCUAUUGAAUCAGGAGAGGUGAAGAAACAGUAUAUUGCAAGGGUAAUUGGAGAAUUUCCUGACAAUGAGCAAAUAGCUAAUGCAAACGUCAACUACAAUCACCGUGAAGGAAAGAGCACAACAGAGGUCAUUGAUGAUGGUUUUAACGGGAACAAUGCUUCUAAGGGCAAGGUUGCUUGUACAAAAUUCACCAGAAUAAGCACUAAUGGAACAGAAAGCAUCGUUUUGUGUGAGCCAAUUACUGGCAGGACGCAUCAGAUACGUGUGCAUUUGCAGUUUUUGGGGCAUCCUAUAGCUAAUGACAUGCUUUACAUGUCUGAAUGUGUUCCUCUACGUUCGACUGAGGGAUCGAGUGCAGACAGAGCUGCAAAUAAUUCAUGUCCUUUUUUCAUAGAUGAGACUGUUGAAGAUUUUCCUAUUGAUCCUAUGUGUACCAACUGUCCAAAUCUGGCGCCGAAAGGAUAUGAUGGUCGUGAAGAAGGUUUAUGGCUACACUGUGUUAGGUAUUCUGGGCCUGGCUGGACUUACGAGUGCCCUUAUCCUGACUGGGCAUCAAAAAUCACAUUUUGUUCACAUAUGUUGGCUUUGUUGCAUUCUUGCGCAAUAGCUGUUAUAACAAAAGUUCUCAAAGAAAGUGUCUUGAGAAACCUAAUCGAACUUUUGUCGUACAAUCUAUCACAAGUCUCGUCUCUUGUGGGAAUUAUGAUAAACGAUUCCUUUGUCUGUCGCCAACUUGUGUUGAAGCAAACGGAGAUUUGA